UGUGGCUGCAGCUUGUACUUUAGUUCUCGGUCAGGACGUGAGCAGUGACAGUUUGUGGGGUUAUUUAUUAAUCACCAUAAUAAUCACCAUAAUGCCGGUGGAUGUGGAGCAGUGGUCUGGUCCUCUGUCCCUCACUGAGGUGGACGAGAAGCCAAACAAAGCCCUGAGGGUUAAAUACGAGUCUGUGGAGCUGGACGAGCUGGGGAAAGUUCUCACACCUACACAGGUGCAGAAUCGGCCCACAGUGAUCGAGUGGGAAGGCUGCGACUCCGCUAAGCUGUACACUUUGGCCAUGACUGAUCCGGAUGCCCCGAGCAGGAAAGAUCCCAAAUUCAGAGAAUGGCAUCACUUCCUGGUGGUGAACAUGAAAGGGAACGACGUGUCCAGCGGCUGCGUGAUGUCUGACUACGUCGGAUCUGGUCCUCCAAAAGGAACCGGUCUCCAUCGUUACGUGUGGUUGGUGUACGAGCAGCCGGGAGCAGUGAGCUGCACCGAACCCGUCCUGACCAACCGCUCCGGAGACAACCGCGGGAAGUUCAAAAUCCAAAACUUCCGCAAGAAAUACGGCUUGGGCGCUCCGGUGGCCGGGACGUGCUACCAGGCAGAGUGGGACGACUACGUCCCCAAACUGUACGAACAGCUCGCAGGGAAAUAAACGGAGACGAUUUAUCACACGAUUAGGAAGUCGAGGGUGGACGAGAUAACAACAACAAAUAAAACAGACACAUCGCUAAAUUUGUUAACAUGUCAUGCAACAUGUUGAGCUUUGAUAAAUGAACAGAGCACUUUUUCAUUUCUGCCAGUUAUUUAAUGAAGAAAAAAAAUAACUGUCAACAGUUGCUAUGCAGAUUUAAUUAGGUAUUGUGAUGUCAUUAGUUAUUAAGUCCUCUCUGAUUGGUCGAAAUAUCUUAUGGAGAAAAUCUAAUUUCAGUCAUAUAUCACGUCACAAAAAUAAAGAAAAUCGUCAGUAGAAUCGAGUUGCCGCACUUCCAACACAUUGCACUUAAUGAGGAGAUUUUUACUUUUAUUUUUAUUCAUUUUAGCUUUGUUCUGCGCCUCCUGCCUUGUUCCCAUGGAUACCGUGUUCAUUUUUCUGCUCCACGUGAACACGACGCUUGUCGACCGUCAUGGGGAUAAAAAAAUAAAUAUAAAAGACCUUCA
Molecule: messenger RNA, 1161 nt
Organism: Tachysurus vachellii
Lineage: Eukaryota; Metazoa; Chordata; Actinopteri; Siluriformes; Bagridae
Gene: pebp1
Product: phosphatidylethanolamine binding protein 1
Exons: 4
Coding region: 92-655 (187 amino acids)
Biological process (GO): negative regulation of MAPK cascade
Source: RefSeq, a predicted model, not a curated record